Molecule: messenger RNA, 2818 nt
Organism: Astyanax mexicanus (Mexican tetra)
Lineage: Eukaryota; Metazoa; Chordata; Actinopteri; Characiformes; Acestrorhamphidae
Exons: 17
Coding region: 55-2607 (850 amino acids)
Biological process (GO): proteolysis; DNA integration
Molecular function (GO): cysteine-type peptidase activity; nucleic acid binding
Source: RefSeq, a predicted model, not a curated record
GGACCGCCUAGGAGCCGGAGAAAGAAGGACAGCAGGAGAGUUAGUUAGCUCGCUAUGCUAACACCCCAAACAACCCGCUCUCCGGCCCUGUCUGACCGGGUUAGCGCCUACGGGAAAACAGCGCCGGAGAGCCCGGUCGCUCCAGGCGCUGAACAGGGGCAGACAGAGCCGGUGUUCUAUCAUUUCAUCCUACCCAUCGAGUGGUCCUACCGAGGCUUACUGCGCAUGCGCACAUCAUUUUUACGUCAAAUGACGAUGGUUUUCGGGUACGCCCAUAAUUUUAUCCUACCUGGAUAUAAGUACGCCAUGGAAAAGAAGUGGGAAACAGUAUACAAUCUUCUGUCUUCGGGAUCAUACCCAUCAGACUUUGACAAAUCACAGCGGCAGAACCUUCGGAGAUAUGCCUCCAAUUUUCAGAUAAAGGAUGGAGAUCUGUUUUUUGGGAAUCAAAGAAGGGUUAUUAAAACCAAAGAAGAAGCCAUGUUGCUGUUCCAGGAGUUUCAUUCCUCUCCCAUGGGUGGACAUUCAGGAAUCUUAAAAACACGGACAGCCAUGUGUUCCAGAUUUUACUGGCAUGGAAUGUCAAUCGACAUUGACAACUGGGUACUGGAAUGUGAUAAAUGCCAGAAAAUUGGAAAGCCUUUGACCGCUGCACAACCACUACAGUGCAUUAAGGUGUCUGCGGUCUGGGAGCUCAUUGGGAUAGACCUAACAGGACCAUUACCAAAAACUUCAGAUGGCUUUCAAUACAUUUUGACAGUUACAGAUUAUUUCUCAAAAUGGGUAGAGGCCUUUCCUUUGAAAACUAAAUCUGCAGCUGAAGUGGGUAGAAAUCUUUGUUCUAUCAUUUAUAGACAUGGCUGUCCAAAGCGCAUCCUUUCAGAUCAGGGACGGGAAUUUGUUAAUGAUCUUAACCAUAGGCUUUGUGAAUUGCUACACAUCCAAAGGAGCGUAACAGCAGCCUAUCAUCCACAAACAAAUGGCCUGGAUGAGAAGACUAAUGACAAUAUAAAAAGAGCCCUUAAAAAAUUGGUCAAUGACCAGCAAAACGAUUGGAAUGUCUAUCUGGAUGCCACCCUGUUUUCAUUGCGGUCUAAAGUGCACACUACCACAAAAUUCUCCCCGUUUCUUUUGAUGUAUGGGAGGGAGGCAGUGUUCCCUUCAGAGGUUCCUGUUGAAGUGCCACUUUCCAAGAUUAUUCUCCCUGAAGGAGGAUACAGCGAGUUUCUUGAUUCAAAACAAAAAACAUCGGAAGCUGUUAAAAAAACAGCAGAAGAUAACAUACGUAAGUCUCAAGAAAAACAAAAAGAAGCAUAUGCCAGAAAAGUGCAGAAGAAAUACCAAAAUGUUGAGUAUAAUGAUGGGGAUGAAGUACUUCUACUGAAUAUGAGGAAGCGAGGAAGGAAAGGCGGAAGAAUAGAACCGGAUUUCUCUGGUCCAUAUGUUAUCCAGUCAGUCCGUGGCAAACUUGUCACAUUAAAAAACCCUGAAGGAGCCAUCCUGAAAAACAAAUACAACAUUGGCCAUCUAAAACCAUAUAGAAGAAGCCAGGCAGCCGACAGUAGCAGCAGCAUCUUCUCUCCUUGUCCUCAGCAGUCUUCUUCCAAGAAGAAGAGUUCAGAAGAGUACACAGACCCAAAUGUACAACGGUGCUCAGUUAUACGUUUAGCUUCAAAACAAGCUGAUGUCAAAAAACAUGUGCAAACAACCACAGUAACUGAAAAGCCUGCAACAAAGAGCUCAUCAAACACUGAAACAACUUCAGUAACUGAAAAGCCUGCAAUGAAGAGCUCAUCAAACACUGAAAGAAGCAUUCAAGAAGAAGUAAUGAGACUCUGGUCUUCAAAGGACAACAAUCAGGUGGAAGCAGUUGCCGGGCCAUACAAAUUGUAUGAUUCUUCUUUUAGAACACUGCAAGGGACCGAAUGGGUCGCUGAUGAAGUGAUUGAUGCAUACCUGAACCAUCUGAUUGAACAACAUAAGACGCCUGUAUAUCAGCUGUGUGCAGUGGUUGCUUCUUCUUUAGCUGCUGGACAGUUUCGAUGUCUCAGAAAGAUGAAGUUCCCAGUUGAGGACACAUGGCUGUGCCCUGUCAAUACCGGAGGACAUUGGAUUCUUGUGAUUGUCAGCAUGUCAAGAAAGAUCCUCUCCAUCAUUGACCCCAUGGGAAAUGAGGGAUUAUAUGAGAGAAAGAUUUUGCGGAACUGGAGGAAUUUUUUAAAGAUGAUUGGACACCAAGAUCACAGCGCUGAAUGGCGAACAACAGUAUUGAAACACAACCCACAGCAAGAUGCGAGCAGCUGUGGCGUUUUAGUGCUAAAGUUCGCAGAAGAUUUUCUUUCUACUGGAGCUAUCGACAAUGUGCAGACAACACAAGCAGCUAUUAGCACCGCCCGAAUGGGGAUAGCCUGUUCAUUGCUUGAACGUAAAGGCAAUGCAGAGGACUACUGCACAGUUUGCUCUAUGCUGGAAGGGGAUGGAGACAAGAGCAUGACUGAAAUGGUGCAGUGUGAUGUGUGCAGUCGCUGGGCACAUUUUGAAUGUGUCCAAUAUAGUAAAGAGAUUUCCGCCAACUACCACUGUAGAAAGUGUACAGUUAACAAAUAACCUGAAUGUAUUUUUUCCUGGAUUAAGCUGCACUUUGCACUGUUUGUUUUAAAAUGUAAAAUCUAAGUACACUGUAUAAUAUGUUUAUAAAAAUGUGUGUUAUUGGAUUACAAUGCAAUGUUCAACUUAAUUAGUAAAAGUAUUAGCAAACCAUGAGAAAAAAAAACUUUGGGGAUUCAGUAAAAUCACAGUGAACCUUAAUCAACUCCCA